AUGGAAAACUCGGAUUCCAAUGAUGAAGGAGAUGGAGUUUCGGCCCAACGCAUAAGUCAAACGGACCGAUUGGUUUGGGAAGAAGAUUUCUCCAGGUUUGUAAAUAAUCUGAGUGAAGAAGAUUACAAACUUAUGAGAGACAACAAUCUUCUAGGCAUUCCAGGUGAAAGUACAGAAGAAGAGUUGCUGAGAAGACUUCAGCUAAUUAAAGAAAACCCACCACAAGACUCAGAUGAAAAUACAGAUAGAGGAGACUCUUCAGAUGAUGUGUCUAGUGGUGACUGUACAAUAGACUGGCUUAACUGUUCUGGACAAACUGAAAAUAUGACAAGUGGACAAAGAGAAAACCAAUUUUGGAGAGAAGAGAGCCAAAUUAAUCCUAAAAGUGAUCAGUUCAGAUUCAGUUUAGAAAUAAAUUUUAACCUUGAUAAUGGGAGUCCAAAUCCAGAGAAUCAAUAUGUAGCAUCUGCAAGACUUCCCAGAAGAGAAAAUAUGGAAGACAGCCAAAGGCAAGUGGACAAUUCACAAUCUGAAUCAAUAUUUACAAGACCAUCUAUGUCUGAACAAGAUACAACUGAAACAUUGAUGGAAUUCCCACCUACCAGAAGUCAGAGAAGAGCAAGAAGUAGGAGCCCAGAGUAUCGGAGAACCAGAGCAAGAAUUGAAAGUUGGUCGCCUCCACAUUCACUUAGGGAAACUGUACAAAGACUUAAUCAUAGUAUACCAUCUCAGACUUUUGAGCAGCCUCUGGUAAGUGAGAAUGCGAGAUUUUCUAGAACUGAGCACCAAGAAAUAUUGAGACAGCAAAUGACUGGAUUUGAGUUGCAAAACAGUGGUCUUAUUGAAACUUCUAGAACAAGGAAUGCCGUUCAUGGAAAAACUCCAGAUACAACUGGCAGUGGUGAAUCUUGGGGAAUGAGGAAAAUAUAUCCAACCAUACCCUUCAAUCUUGAAGUAGGACAAGUUCAUUCUGGAGCAUAUUCUCAGAGAGACAGCAGAGCUAGUAGAACUCAGUUAACAUCUGAGACACCAAACAACACUGUCACUUCUGAAAGUGAAUGAGGACUGAGGCGUAUGUAUUCACAUUCUGAGCAGGCAGAUGUGAGAGCUUAUGUCAAUACCAUCAGAAAUCCCGUUUGUAAAAUUUUAAAUACUAGCUUAAAUGAUACAACAUCUGUUCCAAUUCAGAGCAUGUUAAGGCAGACAAUGACAGAAUUUAGUAACUCAAGUAACCUUAUGGACAUUAACGGUAAUUUAGAGCACAGUGUCUCACCUCCAAGUCAAAACAUGGAAUGGCCAGAGUCACCAAAUAGAAGAGAUGGUCCUAAUGGUAGUAGUAGUGGUAGAUUUUGUUGUGAUUCAAAUCCUAGCUAUGAUACCCAUUCAAGUUCCACACUGAUUUGUCAUUCAAGACCCAAUUGUACGUUUAGUUCCAGUUCUAGUCCUAUUUCCAGUUUCAGUCCUAUUUCCAGUUCCAGUCCUAUUUCCAGUUCCAGUCCUAUUUCCAGUUCCAGCUCAAGUGAUGAAAAUUCAGGAAUUAGCUCACUGAUGUUUGAAGGCAGUGAAGAAAGAAACUUAUCAUCAGACGUAUCAUCAGAGACCACGCAAGGGAGUAGACGAAUGACCCCAGUAAUAUUUAAUGAAAGUGACUCUGGGCCCUCCUAUAAUCUGCAACAGUUUUUCCUCUUAAGUGGAGAUAAUCUAUACCCAACUACAGGACUCACCAAAGCACAGAUUGACAACUUGGCUGUAAGAUCUUUUGGUGAAAAUGAUGCAUUAAAAGCCUGUAGCAUUUGCAUUACAGAGUACACAGAAAACAGCAAGCUUCGCAUCCUACCUUGCUCCCAUGAAUAUCACAUUCACUGCAUUGACCGCUGGCUGUCUGAGAACUCUACCUGUCCUAUUUGUCGUGAGCAAGUAGUGGAUUCCAAUGAGAGUGAAAAUUCUAAUUGA
Lagenorhynchus albirostris (white-beaked dolphin) is the source of this 1953-nucleotide messenger RNA. RefSeq names its product E3 ubiquitin-protein ligase RLIM-like. NCBI's taxonomy places the organism in Eukaryota, Metazoa, Chordata, Mammalia, Artiodactyla, Delphinidae. Gene Ontology annotation, biological process: ubiquitin-dependent protein catabolic process; protein ubiquitination; random inactivation of X chromosome. The record is from RefSeq and is a predicted model, not a curated record. Gene Ontology annotation, cellular component: cytoplasm; nucleoplasm. Gene Ontology annotation, molecular function: ubiquitin protein ligase activity.